This is a messenger RNA of Erythranthe guttata (spotted monkey flower), 375 nucleotides long. The record is from RefSeq and is a predicted model, not a curated record. Lineage: Eukaryota; Viridiplantae; Streptophyta; Magnoliopsida; Lamiales; Phrymaceae.
AUGGACACAUUCGACACUUGCAGCUCAACCAACUCCAUUGCAUUUGCAACCGUCGGACCCGUGAGUCUCACUCUCAACUCCACCGCUCCGAAUUACUACACGUGCGCAUUCGGACAACAUUGUUCCUUAGGUCAAAAGUUGUCCAUCUAUGUCUUACUGACCUCUUCCACCCCCACCACCCGCACUCCAUCUCCGGCACCGUUAGUGGCCCCCACCCCCACCCCUACCCCAACCACCACCACCACACCCUCUCCAUCGCGACACCACCGCCACUCUCCUCCACCAUCAUCGGCUCCUUCACCGUCAUUGAUGGGUGAAAUUGUUACUAUCACCACCCAUUUGUCGUUCUUGCAUUGGUCCUUCUCAGCUUCGUGA